AUGUUUUUCUCUACCUUUGUGUAUGGAGACCCGGAUAGAGGAACACGGAAACGUAUGUGGGAGUACUUAACAGAUCUAGCUAUUAUCAGAGAUUCCCCGUGGUUCCUGACAGGAGAUUUCAACGACCUGAUUGAUAACUCAGAGAAGGAAGGUGGACCUAUGAGAGCUGAAGGAACGUUUGGUGACUUCCGUACCUUUCUUUCUGAAGGCGAUUGCUCAGAUCACCGCCCUAUAGUCUCUUUCUUUGAUCCGAAGAAAAAGAAAAGUAAGGGACUGUUUAGAUAUGACCGGAGGCUAAAAGAUAAUGAAGAGGUGACAAAGCUGGUGGCAGAGACGUGGUCAGAGAGAGCUGAUAAUACAGUGAACCAGAAGAUAGACUCAUGCCGAAAAGCUAUUGUCCUGUGGAACAAGAAGCAACAACAGAAUAGUCAGAAACGCUUAGAAGAACUAAAAAAAGGGAUUGAUGAGGAGAUGAGCAGCUCCAACCCUAAUGAAACCCGCCUACUUAAGCUCAAUGAAGACUUAAAAACAUCCUAUGCUGCUGAGAAAUCCUACUGGAAACAACGAAGUCGCCAACUUUGGCUAAAGCUAGGAGAUAAUAAUACUAGCUACUUUCAUGCGGUAGCAAGGUCAAGAUUUGCAAUGAACAAAUUCUCAGUUCUAGAAGACGAUAAUGAAAAUGUUAUCUAUGAAGAGGACCAGAUGAUUAAAGUAAUUUCGAACUACUUUCAGACUCUGUUUACCUCGAAGCCGGUUCCUGCGAACCUGAAAAGACAGAUCAUUGAAGCAGCGAUAGAACCAGUCAUCUCUGACGAGAUGAAUCAACUGCUAAUUUCGGAUCCAUCAGAACAGGAGAUUAAAGAGGCUAUGUUCUCCAUUCACCCAGACAAAGCCCCUGGACCUGAUGGCUUCUCCGCCAGUUUUUUUCAAACUAACUGGAGUGUGGUCGGACCGGAUAUCAUCACUGAAGUACAAACUUUUUUCACCUCCGGCAUCAUGCCCCGCAGCUCAAAUGACACACACAUCCGGCUAAUUCCGAAGAUCUUAGCUCCAAAGCGUGUAGCGGAUUAUCGCCCCAUAGCAUUGUGUAACGUCUGUUACAAAGUGAUAUCCAAGCUCCUAUCUAGACGACUUCAACCUCUGCUGGAACUAAUCAUUUCCGAGACACAAUCUGCAUUUGUACCGAAGAGGGCAAUAUCAGACAACGUACUAAUCACGCAUGAAGUCCUACACUAUCUCAAAGUGUCAAAAGCAAAAGUCUCAUGCUCUAUGGCAGUCAAGACAGACAUGAGUAAGGCUUACGAUAGACUAGAAUGGGACUUUAUCGAAUUGGUAAUGCGAAGAUUUGGGUUUCACGAGAAGUGGAUAGACAGAGUUCUCUCAUGCAUUACUAUUGUAUCCUAUUCAAUUCUGUUCAACGGAACACCUAGAGGAAAGAUUGUACCUUCAAGAGGAAUACGCCAGGGAGAUCCUCUGUCUCCAUAUCUUUUCAUAAUAUGCAGCGAGAUUCUUUCAGGUCUCUGCCGUAAGGCUCAAGCUUCAGGCAAACUGGAAGGUCUCAAAGUGGCAAGAGGAAGCCCCCAGAUUAAUCAUCUCCUCUUCGCGGAUGAUACUAUGUUUUUCUGCAAGGCAAACAGUAGAAGUUGUAAGGAACUGAAAAAGAUUCUGGACAAUUACGAGAUGGUAUCAGGACAGCUUAUAAAUCUCCAAAAAUCGUCAGUUACGUUUUCCAGUAAAACACCUCUGGCCACUCGCAAUUUGGUUAAAGGAAUGCUACUUAUUGAGAAAGAGGGAGGUGUUGGCAAAUAUUUGGGCUUACCAGAACAUUUUGGAAGGAAGAAGAAGGAUCUCUUCACGGCAAUUGUUGAUCGAAUUCGUCAAAAGGCAGCAAGUUGGUCCACUAAAAGGCUAUCGAGUGCAGGAAAAAUGAUUAUGCUGAAGAGUGUACUGGCCUCAAUGCCUUCCUACGCCAUGUCUUGUUUCAAACUUCCACAGUCUCUUUGCAAACGUAUCCAAUCGGCUCUCACAAGAUUUUGGUGGGACUCGGACCCUGAAAAGAAGAAGAUGUGUUGGAUUUCUUGGGAAAAAAUGGCAAAACCUAAGCAUCUAGGUGGGCUAGGAUUCAAAGAUAUCAACAAUUUCAAUGAUGCUCUGUUGGCUAAACUAAGCUGGUGCAUACAAAAUAACCCUCUCUGCCUCUUAGCAAGGAUCCUAAAAGGAAAGUAUCAUGCCCAUACCUCUUUCAUGGAAAACUCGAUCCCAAACUCAGCCUCGCAUGGCUGGAGGAGUAUCUGUACGGGCAGAGAACUGCUGAUCAAGAAGCUAGGUUGGGUCAUUGGAAAUGGAAAAAGUAUCAAAGUGUGGGAGGAUCCGUUGCUCUUUUUAAAAACUCCCUGCACACCUAUAGGGCCACCUACACAAGAAGCUCAAAACCUUACAGUCUCAGACUUGUUUUUUCCAAAUUCUGUGAUCUGGGAUCCAGUAAAGUUACAACUAUAUCUCCCUGAGUACAAGGAAUUUAUUCUCACCUUGAAGCCGAGUAGACUUGGGGCUCCUGAUAAAUUGAGAUGGCUCGGAAAUCCCUCUGGCGAUUACUCCACGCGGUCUGGCUAUCUAGCCGCUGCGGAAGCUGAGGAACUUCACCUUCCCUUGACACCUGGCCCGGCAAUGAACUGGAACCAACAAGUGUGGGGUCUUAAAACAUCCCCAAAGGUAAAAGUCUUCAUAUGGAAAACAUUACAAGGAGCCUUACCGGUAGGGACGCAAUUGGAAGCCCGGUGUGUCCCAGUGGAUCCAAAAUGUUGUCGAUGUGGAGAACCGGAAUCUAUACUUCACCUCCUUUUCCAUUGUUCUUUUGCCAAAGCAGUUUGGGAAAAAGCGCUCUUCUCAGAGGACUUCGUCUCGACCGUAUGCAGCACUGUCCGAGAAGGCUUGGCGAUGGCGCGAACAAGAUUAAACCUCCCACCGAUUGGACUUGAUAGAGGCGCCUUAUACCCUUGGAUCUGCUGGGCUCUUUGGAUAGCCAGGAACCAGAAAAUCUUCGAACAAAGAAUCUUCACGAUCGAAGACACGAUCCUAAGAGCUUUUCAGGAUGCAAGGGAAUGGAACCUGGCCCAAGCAGCUUCAUCUCCACCCAUUCCCCCACCAAAUCUCCCAGUUCGACUAGUGAAUCUUCCCACUAGACAACAUUGGAGAAAUUUCUCCUGCUGCACGGAUGCAGCUUGGACUGCUGAAGCUUCUUCUUCAGCUGGAUCCACAGGACUUGGAUGGAUUUUUUCAUUCAACGAAGAGGUCAUCUCUUCUCACUCCUCGGCCCUAUCUUCUAUCUCCUCGGCGCUUGUAGCUGAGGCUCUUGCAAUCAGGGAAGCCCUAACUAUGGCGAGAGACAAAGGCUUUAACUCUCUCACUCUACACUCAGACUUUCAGAUCCUGAUCAAGGCGAUCAUCGCGAAAUCAAGCCUAAUUGAAGUCCAUGGGAUUCUCGAAGACAUCAGACUCAUUGAAUCGGCUUUUGUUUUUCUAAAGUUUAAGUUUAUCCCUCGCCGUUUUAAUUUCGGAGCUGAUUCUAUAGCCAAACAGGCUCUAAGAAACUUUAACUCUGUGGCGAUUUAA
Molecule: messenger RNA, 3612 nt
Organism: Microthlaspi erraticum
Lineage: Eukaryota; Viridiplantae; Streptophyta; Magnoliopsida; Brassicales; Brassicaceae
Source: the annotation of a GenBank genome assembly